AACAAGUCAAAAAAGCUUCAACACAACUUAACUGAACAACUCAACAACUCGUCUUCAUCGGAUCAGAGACAUGACCUCAAAUCAGGUUGAGAUUGCAGCCCUCGGCCGGCCGUUCGCCUUGGGAAUGCUGUAUGAUGCUCGCAAAGAUCUGCUGAUAACAGGUUUCACACUUUGCAACACAGAAACAAUCAAAAAGAACAGUUCUACUAAGGCUCAGAACAGCAGCUCUUAUCAUGUUACUGCAUCCGACACCCUUGAAUCCAAGUCUUCUUUGCUGGAUGUGAACGUGUCCCUUAAAGCCAGUAUCCUGGGUGGUCUGGUUGAGGUUGGAGGAUCUGCCAGUUAUCUGAAUGAUACGAAAAAAUAUAAGAACCAGAGCAGAAUCACCCUUCAGUACAAAGCCACAACCACAUACGAACAUCUGUCUCUGUCUCAUGUUGGAAAGAAGGAACUGGACGCUAAAUGUUUUAGUCCAGAUUUCAGUGCAACACAUGUGGUGACAGGCAUACUCUACGGAGCAAAUGCCUUUUUUGUGUUUGACAGUGAGAAGUUAGAUUCCAGCAGUCUUCAGAAGAUUGGAGCCAGCGCAGAAGUUGCAAUUAACAAAAUUCCAAUCUUUAGUUUUGAGGCGAAAGUUAAAAUAGAGCUCACUGAUGAAGAAAAAGCUGUAACUAAUAAGUUCUCCUGCAAAUUCUACGGAGACCUAAUUCUCGACAAGAACCCUGCAUCCUUUGAGGAUGCAGUGAAGACGUACGCCCGGCUUCCAGAGCUCCUUGGAAAAAAUGGAGAGAACUCAGUUCCUAUUAAGGUCUGGCUGACUCCUCUGAAGAAUCUGGAACCAUCUGCGUCAGAGCUGAUGGGAGACUUUUCUGUUGGUUUGGUCAGAAAAGCCACCAACACUCUGGAAAGUAUCAGAGAAAUGCAAAUGAGGUGCAAUGAGGCUCUGGAUGAGAAAGUGGUGGAAUGUUUUCCGGAGCUUUAUAAAAAGUAUAAGCGCUUCCAUGAUCUCUGUAAUGACUACACAACAAUGCUCAGGAAAACCAUGCAGAAGAAGAUUCCCUUGAUUCGUGACGGUAAAGAAGAUGAAAAGUCUGUAGACAAACUCCUUGAUGACCACAAACAGUCUCCAUUCUGUGAGGAACACUUAGAUAGGUGGUUAGACAACGCAGAGAGAGAAAUCAACAUCAUCAAAUCAUGUGUAGACAUUAUGGAAGGAAUCAAGACCGUCCCAGAUGAGUCUGACUUGGACAGAGAAGCUCUGGCUGCGGGUGUAGAAAAUGCUCUCUGCUUUGUUUUCACCUCUGUGGAAACUGUCGACCCCUUCACUGAGCAGAUGACCAAAUAUUUGAGCAGAGAUACGACAGCACCACCACCCAGUGUGACUGCACCCACGAAGGACCACUGGUUCUUCUCCAAUGAGAUCGUAGCCAACAUGAGGAAAAAAGCCAAAGUGUUCCACCAAAUUGGCAAGAACCUAAAAAGCAGCAGGAAAUUUUGUUUCCUUGUCGCAGUUCUUCCAAAUAGGAAAUUCAAAGGAGCAACCAUCUACCAGUACAUUGAGGGUAUUCUAAAAACUGAAGACUUCUCAAAACCUGUUAUUGCUGAUGUCACAACCAACUUAGAUCGAAGAGAUCUCUUAUACUACUACUGUGAUCUUACCUUGGACCCAAACACAGCCGCUGACUCUCUCAAACUCUCUGAGGGAAACAAGAAGGCAACGCAGAUGUGGAGAAUGAAGCCUCCGGAUGGUUCUAUUCCCCUUGUUAUGUGCACAGAAGGCCUGACCGGUCGUCAUUACUUUGAGGUCACAUGGAGCUCAGUUGAGUUCACAUACACAGGCGUACUUCUUGUAUGCACUGGAGAAAAACCUGGAAAGCAAAAAACAUUUGAGGAUUAUCACAAAUAUUAUAAUUUUUAUAAUACACGGAAGAUUACGGCAGGCCAAAGCCACGCCAUGAGCUAUGUUGUUGAUCCUCCUAUAGGAUGCAACAGGUUUGGGGUGUACCUGGACUACCCUGCUGGUUCUGUGUCCUUCUUUGCUGUUUGUGGAAAAAGUCUGCAUCACCUGCAAACCUUUUAUUCCAACUUCUCUGAUCCAGUUUACCCAGGUCUUUACGCGAUACUGGAUGAUAACUAUGCAACCUUCUGCCCAGCUGAUUAACUGAUCGGCAGAUGUUGGUGAUGGACUUGGUUUGGUCACGAUUUUUUGUACAGCUAAAAGUAAAGCAAACUGAAAACAUGAGCUGUUUAGCCUGCUGUGGUAUUUUAUCUCAUUUUCUAAAUCUAUCAGAUUGUCAAGUCAUAAGGAACUAUUUUUGGACAUAGAUGCGAUAUAUGUUUUGCUUUGUUGUGUAAAGCUUACGUUGAGCUUGAGAAUUUUUCAUUCUGAUUUGUGUUGAGGCGAACACAUAUCCUUUUGUGUUUAUCAGUUUUGUGUUUUUGUUCACAGCUGUAAAACAAAUUAAAUGUAUAUAUCAUGUAAAACAUUGAGCUUCACAUAAAUGAUUAAAUAAUAAUCCAAGUAGUGAGCAAGACAAAACCAUGGUCCAGGUUUUUCUGACAUUUAAUGCUGGAUUUUUAGAUAUUUUGGCUAAGUUUUCUAUUUCAAGGAAAUGUGCUGCAUGCUGUCUUUGACCGUGUGAAAUGCUGCCCCCUGGUGGAAAUAAUCAAUAAAGUUGGAUCCUGAGUUGAA
Molecule: messenger RNA, 2692 nt
Organism: Poeciliopsis prolifica (blackstripe livebearer)
Lineage: Eukaryota; Metazoa; Chordata; Actinopteri; Cyprinodontiformes; Poeciliidae
Product: stonustoxin subunit alpha-like
Source: RefSeq, a predicted model, not a curated record